AAACUAGCUGCUCUCUCUAUAAAAGGGGCAGAGGGUCCUUCUACCUGGUCUUAUCAACCCAUCCUGGAUGUUUGAGAAGAAAUGGAGUUCUUUUAUGUAUUUUGCCCACCUUUGCUUCUGGUCGUUUCUCUGAAAUACUCAGCCCCCGCGCCUGCUCUUUUUGCGCUGCCACGUACAUCCAGCUGGAGAGACUUCUAUAUUGCACAGGAAUACCUUGACAAGUAUUAUACACCCAAAGGAGAACACAAGGUUGGAGAAAUGAUAGCCGGUGGCAAUUCGUUGAUGAAUAAAGUUCGGCAAAUGCAGGCGUUCUUUGGCUUGAAAGUGACUGGGAAACUGGACCAUAGCACCAUGAAUGUCAUCAAGAGGCCUCGGUGUGGUGUCCCUGAUGUUGCAAAUUAUCGCCUCUUCCCAGGAGAGCCUAAAUGGAAAAAAAGUACAUUGACAUACAGAGUAUCCAAAUAUACAUCCAGCCUGAGUAAUUCAGAAGUUGACAAGGCCGUAGAGAUGGGGUUGAGAGCAUGGAGCAAUUCUGCCCCACUGAACUUUGUCAAGGCAAAGACAGGAGAAGCAGACAUCAUGAUAUCCUUCCAAAGUGGAGAUCAUGGGGACUCUUACCCAUUUGAUGGACCACGAGGGACUCUAGCGCAUGCUUUUGCACCUGGAGAAGGACUAGGUGGAGACACCCAUUUUGAUAACGCUGAGAAGUGGACAAUGGGGAUGAAUGGAUUUAACUUAUUCACUGUUGCCGCUCAUGAAUUUGGCCAUGCGCUGGGCCUUGCCCAUUCUACUGACCCGUCAGCAUUAAUGUAUCCCACGUACAAAUACCAGCAUCCCUUUGGCUUCCGCCUCCCCAAAGAUGAUGUGAAAGGGAUCCAGGCACUAUAUGGUAAUAACAGGAUGUUUUUGCAUCACCAGCCACUUCCCAGCCCACCAACUCCAAUGGAUCCAGACCACUGUGACUCCAGAGUCUCAUUUGAUGCUGUCACAGUGCUGGGGAAAGAGCUUCUUUUCUUCAAGGACAGGAUCUUCUGGAGAAGACAAGCUCAGCUAAAAAGUGCGCGACCACUCUCCAUCACAAGCUCUUUCCCUCAGCUCAUGUCAAAUGUAGAUGCUGCCUAUGAAGUAGCUGAGAGAGGAGUCGCUUAUUUUUUCAAGGGACCUCAUUACUGGAGAACUCACGGGUUCCAAAUUCAGGGCUCCCCUCGGAGCAUUGCAGACUUUGGGUUUCCCAGGGAUGUGCAGCACAUAGAUGCAGCUGUCUACUUGAAGGAUGAAAGGAAGACGCUCUUCUUUAUAGGAGAUGAAUUCUACAGCUUUGAUGAAGUCAAAAGAAAAAUGGAGACAGACUUCCCAAAGAGCAUUGAGGAUGAAUUUUCAGGAAUCAAUGGCAGAAUAGAUGCAGCAGUGGAGGUGAAUGGAUUCAUUUAUUUCUUUCGGGGACCUAAAGCCUAUAAAUACGACAAAGAAAAGGAAGAUGUUGUGAACAUUGUGAAAUCUAGCUCCUGGGUUGGCUGCUGA
Euleptes europaea (tarantolino) is the source of this 1521-nucleotide messenger RNA. It is a transcript of the gene MMP20, whose product is annotated as matrix metallopeptidase 20. Bases 82 to 1521 code for a protein of 479 amino acids. Gene Ontology annotation, biological process: proteolysis; extracellular matrix organization; collagen catabolic process. Gene Ontology annotation, cellular component: extracellular matrix. NCBI's taxonomy places the organism in Eukaryota, Metazoa, Chordata, Lepidosauria, Squamata, Sphaerodactylidae. Gene Ontology annotation, molecular function: metalloendopeptidase activity; zinc ion binding. The record is from RefSeq and is a predicted model, not a curated record. The transcript is spliced from 11 exons.